CACCGGACGUGCCUUGCGCAUGGGCAGACUGGAAAGUGACGUGGAGAAGGUUGAUGUUUUUUCUUUAGACUUGUUAGACAAUUUUUACAGAUAUUUAGUGGAAUAAAUACUCGAGGAUGAUGCUGAAACGUGACAAGAAAGAAGAAGAAGACGGUGGCAACCCGUUCAAUAAUUUAGAGAAAAGUAGCGUAUUACAGGAGGCGAGAAUAUUUAAUGAAACUCCUAUAAAUCCUCGAAGAUGUGGCCAUAUUUUAACCAAGAUCCUCUACCUCAUCAACCAGGGUGAAUCUAUUGGAGCUACAGAAGCAACAGAGGCUUUUUUUGCAAUGACAAAACUUUUCCAAUCCAAAGAUACAACUUUAAGACGAUUGGUUUAUUUAGGAAUUAAAGAAAUGUCAAAAAUAGCCAAUGAUGUCAUCAUUGUCACCAGCAGUUUAAUGAAGGAUAUGACUGGUAAAGAAGAUCAGUUUCGUGGUCCUUCUAUUAGAGCUUUAUGUUCUAUUACAGAUCACAUGAUGUUACAGAGUAUAGAACGUUAUAUGAAACAAGCUAUAGUAGAUAAAGUUUCUGCUGUUUCCAGUGCUGCCCUUGUUUCAUCUUUGCAUUUAAGUCAUGUGAGUCAGGAAGUUACGAAACGUUGGGUAAACGAAGCUCAAGAAGCUGUGAAUAGCGACAACAUGAUGGUACAGUAUCAUGCGUUGGGGUUAUUAUAUCAUAUUCGUAAGAAGGAUAAAUUAGCCGUCAACAAGUUGGUGACUAAAUUUAGUAAACAUUCUCUACGAUCACCGUAUGCAUAUUGUUUAUUGAUCCGUAUUGCCAGUAAAUUAAUUGAAGAAGAAGAUGCAGGAUCUGAGAGUCCAAUGUUUGAUUUUAUUGAGAAUUGUCUACGUCAUAAGAAUGAGAUGGUUAUAUAUGAAGCUGCUCAUGCUAUUGUUAAUAUGAAGAAUACAACAGCUAAAGAUCUUGCUCCUGCUGUCUCCGUUCUCCAACUCUUCUGUGGUUCACCAAAACCUACUUUACGAUUUGCUGCGGUUCGAACUCUCAAUAAGGUUGCUAUGAAACAUCCAGCUGCUGUGACAGCAUGUAACCUUGAUCUUGAAAGUUUAAUCACUGAUGUCAACAGAAGUAUCGCCACCCUCGCUAUCACAACGUUACUUAAAACUGGUAACGAAUCAAGUGUUGAUCGUCUAAUGAAACAGAUUUCAUCAUUUAUGUCUGAAAUCUCUGAUGAAUUUAAAAUAGUUGUAGUUCAUGCUAUCAGAUCUCUGUGUGCUAAGUUUCCCCGUAAACACAAUGUAUUGAUGACAUUUUUAUCUUCCAUGUUACGAGACGAGGGAGGUUUUGAUUAUAAAAGAGCUAUAGUUGAUUGUAUUAUUACAGUCAUUGAAGAAAAUCCAGAAGCUAAAGAAGCAGGUUUGGCUCAUCUAUGUGAGUUUAUAGAAGAUUGUGAACAUACUGUACUGGCUACCAGAAUUCUACAUUUAUUAGGCCGUGAAGGUCCUCGUACACCAUCACCAUCUAAAUAUAUACGAUUUAUAUAUAAUCGUGUUAUACUGGAGAACGCUGCUGUACGAGCAGCUGCUGUUAGUGCUAUAGCUAAAUUUGGUGCCCAUUGUGAUGAAUUAUUACCCAGCUGUGUUGUUCUAUUAGAACGAUGUCAGUUGGAUACAGACGACGAGGUUCGAGAUCGUGCAACUUUCUACGUAAGCAUCUUAAAACAACAACAGAAAUCAUUGAACUCUGCCUACAUUCUAAACGGUUUACAAGUUUCUGUGGUUGGUUUAGAAAGAGCUGUACAUAAUUACACCCUAGAACCAUCUGAAACUCCAUUUGAUCUAAAAUCUGUGCCACUAGCAACUCAAACAAUGACAGAACAGAAAACAGUGACAUCUCGUGAUACAGGAGAUAUGGGAAUGAGUAAAACUGUGGACAAACCAGUUGCUUCACGUGUAGAUGUUUACGCAGAACAACUAUCUGCUGUACCAGAGCUGGCUAACUUAGGACCAUUAUUCCGAUCAUCUCAACCAAUAGAGUUAACAGAAUCCGAGACUGAGUAUGUGGUACAAUGUAUUAAACACACAUUUAGCCAUUAUCUAGUAUUCCAGUUUGACUGUACGAACACGUUGAAUGAUCAACUGCUAGAGAAUGUUUCGGUUCAUAUGGAUGGUUCAGACGGGUUUGAAGUAAUGAAAUAUAUACAUUGUAGUAAUCUCCCUUACGAUAAACCUGGUACUACCUAUACACUCGUUAGAUUACCUGAAGAACCAACCUCAGUGACUGGAACAUUUACGUGUACAUUAAAAUUUAUCGUGAAGGAUUGCGACCCCAAUACGGGAGAACCUGACGACGAAGGCUACGAAGAUGAAUAUGUGUUGGAGGAUGUUGAGGUGAAUGUUGCCGAUCACGUACAGAAAGUUAUUAAAGCUAACUUUGGUGCAUCAUGGGAAGAAGUUGGUCCAGAGAAUGAAUUAGAAGAUACAUACGCUCUAUCGUCUAUGUCUACACUUGAAGAAGCUGUUAAGAAUAUCAUCCAGUAUCUCGGAAUGCAGCCGUGCGAAAGGUCCGACAAAGUUCCUGACGGGAAAUCAUCGCAUACCCUUUAUCUUGCCGGAGUUUUCCGUGGCGGACAUGAUGCACUUGUACGAGCCAAGUUGGCACUGACUGACGACAGUGGUGUGACGAUGCAACUGACAGUCCGAUCAACAGAUCCUAAUGUGUCCGAAGUCCUUGCUACAGCUAUAGCCUAAAUAUUUAAUUCUCUAUAUAUAUAUUUUUUUUUUUUAAUUGGACUAUUAGUAAAAUUGUUUCAUUGUAAAUAAUCUUUUUAUGUCAAAUAAAAUAUAUAAUCAUGUAUCUAAUAAUGUCAAUUCAUUAAGCGCGAAAUCUACAAAACAUGUUCGAAGAAUUACAUUUUUUAUCAAUACGCUAAAAUUAGAAAAUUAUCAAAGAAAAUUCUAUAAAUCAAUAUUUGAAAAAAUCUAAAUAACUAAAAGAUACAUUAUGUAAGAUUUAGAUAAAGAGCUGGUCGUUCUUGCUAUAAUAGUUCCAGAAUAGAUAAUUCAAAAUUAAUUAAUAUAUUAAAAAUCUCAUUCAAAUUAUACUUUGAGUGACAUUAUCAGUGUUAGAAGUUUUGAUUGUGGUUUUUUUUAGCACUUUUCCAUUUUAAAAUUAAAUCAUUAAUUUAAUAAUUAAAUGGCGAUCAUCUAAAGAGUUAAUUAUAGGCUUGUCAUGUUAAUAAAUUAAUGUCUAAUAAGGUAAAGAAAGACCUGCAAGAGGCAGAUUUAUCGCUUACAUAAUGCAUCUUUUAAUAUGAUUGAAGAUUAUUGUUCAUGUCUUUAGAUCAAUGUCAAAUUCAGACAAUAAAAACAUAUAUACAAAGCU
Messenger RNA from Patella vulgata (common limpet), 3381 nucleotides. RefSeq names its product coatomer subunit gamma-2. Lineage: Eukaryota; Metazoa; Mollusca; Gastropoda; Patellidae. Gene Ontology annotation, biological process: protein secretion; intracellular protein transport; organelle transport along microtubule. Gene Ontology annotation, molecular function: structural molecule activity. The record is from RefSeq and is a predicted model, not a curated record. The coding region runs from base 117 to 2747 and encodes 876 amino acids. Gene Ontology annotation, cellular component: endoplasmic reticulum; endoplasmic reticulum-Golgi intermediate compartment; COPI vesicle coat. The transcript is spliced from 24 exons.